This is a messenger RNA of Paramecium sonneborni, 1293 nucleotides long. NCBI's taxonomy places the organism in Eukaryota, Ciliophora, Oligohymenophorea, Peniculida, Parameciidae. The record is from the annotation of a GenBank genome assembly.
CAAAUUAUCAUGGGUGCUGCUAAUUGUUAAUCAUGUUGCGCUAAGUAAGAAAGUGAAGCAACUGAAUUAAAAAUAGGAAGAGAUAAAGUAAAAGCUAAACAUGAUAAUUCUGAAAAUGAUAAUGCAUAACCUGAAUAAAAAGUGUAAGCAAAAGAUCAUGAGAGAUUUGUUGUAGAUUAAGAACAACAAAAACAAAAGAAAGAAACUAAAAAAGAGUAGAAAAAAGAAGCUGUUAAAGAAACAGCUGCUAAAAAUGUAGAUGAGAACUCAAAAAAAUCUUAGGAAUAGGAAAAAUAGUUAAAUAUAUCAGCCAAUCAUUCAGUUAGCAUGAAUGUUGCAAAUAAUUAAGAAGGGAACGACUUAAUAAAAAGUACAAUGAAUAGCAAUGAAAGAAAAAAACUACCUCCUAUAUAAUUAGAGUCAGGGGCAGUUUAUGAAGGAGAAUGGAAGAAUGGAAUGAGAGAUGGUUUUGGUAAAUAAAAGUGGCCUGAUGGUUCUAUAUAUGAAGGUGAAUGGGUAGAAGAUAAGUCAUCAGGAAGGGUAUUUAAAUUUUAACAAUUUUAGGGAAAAUUAACUCAUGCUGAUGGAGAUGUUUAUGAUGGAGAAUGGAAAAAUGAUAAAGCUAAUGGAAAAGGAACUUAUAUACAUGUAAAUGGAGCAAAAUAUGAAGGUGAAGUAAGUUUCCUUUUAAAUAUAUAAAGUGGGAAAAUGAUAAAUAACAUGGUAAAGGAGUAGAAAAUUGGCCAGAUGGAGCUAAAUAUGAGGGUUAAUAUUUUGAAGGAAAAAAACAUGGUAAAGGAAUUCUUAAUUUUGCUGAUGGUUCAAGAUAUGAUGGUAAAAUUAAGGAUAUAAUUUUUAAGGUGAAUUUCUAUAAAAUGAUAUUCAUGGUGAAGGAACUUAUAUUUGGCCUGACAAAAGAGUUUAUAAAGGAUAAUGGAAAAAGAACAAAAUGCAUGGAAAAGGAUAGAUCAUUUGGCAAGAUGGCAGAAAAUAUACUGGAGUAAUAAAUUAAUUUAAAAAAAUAGGAAUAUGAAGAAGAUAAAAAGCAUGGUAAAGGAGUUUUUGAAUGGGCUGAUGGAAGAAAAUAUAUAGGUACUUGGAUUUAGGGUAUGUAAUUAUUUCAAUCUAAAAGGAAGGUAACAUGGAAUUGGAAUUUACUAUUUAUAAAAUAAAGAAGUUAAAGUGGGAGAAUGGAAUGAAGGUAAAAGAAUUAAAUGGUUUGAAAAAACUGAGAUAGAUUAACUAAUAGAAGAAUAGAAGAUUAAAAAAGAAGAUUUAUAAUAAUCUGAUUGA